CCGACAUGCUGAUAAUUUUUUAAUUCCUGAACCGACAGAAACAGAACAGCGAAAACAACCAAAACACUUUGCGAUACCAGCGGUCAACUUGCUGACAGUUAAUGGCGCAUUGGUCGCAUAGGACACAAUUGAGCUGUCAAAACUAACAAAACAUUAAGUUGUCAUUUAUUUGUAAACAAUGUCGGAGGACGAGACGAAGUCAGGCAGCCAAAGUGGCGGAAUAAUUAGUUUUAAGCGUGUAAACAAGAAAAAAUUGCGGCAAAGAAAAAAAUCUUCCGAUGAAGAAAGUGGAGGAGAUGACACCGAGGCCCAAAUACUGGCCAAGCUGGAAGAGACUAAGGAACGGCAGAAACUUCGCAGUCGCCCACAUGGAGUAAGCGUGGUUGGAUUGGCUUUAGGGAAGAAGUUGGCACCAGAAGAGGAAGUGGCAAUUAAAGACCCUUUCAAUGUGAAAACUGGGGGAAUGGUUAAUAUGCAAGCCCUCAAAUCGGGAAAGAUGAAGGAAGCUGACGAUCCUUACGACGUGGGUAUCGGUACUCAAUUUUCCGCGGAAACAAAUAAACGAGAUGAAGAUGAGGAGAUGAUGAAGUAUAUUGAACAACAGCUACAGAAAAGGAAGGGUAUUAAGACGGAGGAAAAAACAGCUGAAUUAGAGAACGAAAGGAAGUACAUGACACCUGAAGAAGCUGCUUUAUACUCGCUGCCAGAUCAUUUGCGACAAAGCUCAUCAAACCGUUCUGAAGAAAUGUUAUCGAAUCAAAUGCUUAAUGGAAUCCCAGAGGUGGAUCUUGGGAUCGAGGCGAAAAUUAAAAAUAUUGAAGCAACUGAAGAAGCCAAGCAGAAACUAUUGCGGGACCAGAAGAAUAAGAAGGAUGGACCAUCACAAUUUGUACCGACUAAUAUGGCUGUGAACUUCAUGCAACAUAAUCGAUUCAAUAUUGAGGAGACGGAAGCAAAGAAAAGAAAAAAAGAAGACGAUGACGAUGGAGCGAAAUCUGCUAAUAUAAAGAAAGCCACAGACGAUUACUAUUAUGAUAAGUUUAAGAAGCAAUUUAGACGAUAUUAAAUGUUUUAGACCAUCACUUGAAAUAUAAACAUGAAACGAAAAACAAACCAA
Hermetia illucens (black soldier fly) is the source of this 1117-nucleotide messenger RNA. Its product is annotated as telomere length and silencing protein 1 homolog. The coding region runs from base 179 to 1066 and encodes 295 amino acids. The record is from RefSeq and is a predicted model, not a curated record. Lineage: Eukaryota; Metazoa; Arthropoda; Insecta; Diptera; Stratiomyidae. The transcript has 5 exons. Gene Ontology annotation, biological process: mRNA splicing, via spliceosome. Gene Ontology annotation, cellular component: spliceosomal complex.